GAGGCUGUAGGCCAAGGAGAAUCCAGUGACUGCUCCCACUCCAAGACAACUCAACCAAACAUGUUCACCUCUGUGGCGUUGAUGUGUAUGCUGGUGGCCGUAGGUGUGGCUCUCCCAGGUGGCUACCAACCCUCAUACAACGUGCCCACCCCCUACACCUUCAACUAUGGGGUCACCGCCGGCAACACCAACUUCGGCCAACACGAGAGUGGUGACGGACGCAACGUCAGGGGCAAGUACUACGUGCACCUUCCCGACGGCCGAGUACAGACAGUGGGUUACCGGGCUGACGGCAGCGGCUUCCAUCCCACCGUGAGCUACCAAGGCACCGCUAGUCAUCCCGGCCAUGGUUAUGGCUACCACUAACAACAACCAUCGCCGGUUUUCCAGGCUUUACCCACGAUGUGUUACCAUUAAGCAACACUUUUGAAUCACUGGACACACUACUGUUUAGUAUUUCCCUUUAAUUUUCAUGACUAUGCUUAAAAUUUAGCAUUAUUACGAAUCACUGACAAUUUUUGUAAGUAGAGAUUGUGGAUCAAGUAUUUUCCACUCAAGGUUGACCAGGCCAGACGAGCCUUUAAGCUUCACCCCGCCCUGCACUGCCUCACUUUUAUUCCCCUGCACCAGGUUUUGUAUAUAAUCAUGCUGUUAAUAAACGCAUAGAUCAAA
This is a messenger RNA of Homarus americanus (American lobster), 672 nucleotides long. Its product is annotated as pro-resilin-like. Gene Ontology annotation, cellular component: extracellular matrix. The record is from RefSeq and is a predicted model, not a curated record. The coding region runs from base 61 to 366 and encodes 101 amino acids. The transcript is spliced from 3 exons. NCBI's taxonomy places the organism in Eukaryota, Metazoa, Arthropoda, Malacostraca, Decapoda, Nephropidae.